Messenger RNA from Grosmannia clavigera kw1407, 1020 nucleotides. Its product is annotated as beta-glucanase. Gene Ontology annotation, molecular function: hydrolase activity, hydrolyzing O-glycosyl compounds. Gene Ontology annotation, biological process: glucan catabolic process. The coding region runs from base 1 to 1020 and encodes 339 amino acids. Lineage: Eukaryota; Fungi; Ascomycota; Sordariomycetes; Ophiostomatales; Ophiostomataceae. The transcript has a single exon. The record is from RefSeq and is a predicted model, not a curated record.
AUGCAUUCUAGAUCUAUCGCCCUGAUCUUAUCCCUGCUGGCUGCCUCAGCCCAGGCUACAACCUAUUCUCUCGUCGACACAUUCGACUCCACCAACUUCUUCUCCACAUUCGACUUCUUUUCCAGCUCGGACCCCACCAAUGGCUUCGUCACAUAUACCACAGCCUCCGAAGCCAGCGGCAGCGGCCUUGCCGGCUAUGUCAACGACAUGGUCUACCUCGGCGUUGACCACACCACCGUUGACCCCACCAGCGGUCGGGAGUCUACCCGGGUAACUAGCCAGAGCUCCUACACCAAGGGCCUCUUCGUAGCCGACAUUGUCCACAUGCCCGUCGGCUGCGGCGUCUGGCCCGCCUUGUGGACGUUGGGCCCCAAUUGGCCCAGCGGCGGUGAGAUCGACAUCAUCGAGGGAGUCAACAGCCAGACCACCGACGAGAUCACGCUGCACACAGCCUCGGGCUGCACCAUGAGCAACACAGGCUCAUCAUCCGCCACCAAAUUCACCACUGGUACUGAAACUGUCGAUUGUGGCUCCGAUGACGGCUAUGAUGGCUGUGCACAAUCCACCACGGACACCAACAACUACGGUACCGGCUUCAAUGACAAUGGCGGCGGUGUGUAUGCCAUGGAGUGGACGUCCGACUUCAUUUCCGUGUGGUUCUUUUCCCGCUCCAGCUCCAUAGCAUCGACCCUUACCAGCGGCUCCGCUUCCCCCGAUAGCUCCACAUUUGGCACUCCGACCGCCCGCUUCUCUGGCUGCGACAUCGACUCGUUCUUCUCUGAUCACCAGAUUGUCAUCAACACAGAUCUCUGUGGCGACUGGGCCGGAAACGUGUGGAGCGAGGAUGCAACCUGCUCGGCAAAGGCGAGCACCUGUACCACAUACGUCCAGCAGAACCCCGAAGCCUUCACGGAAGCCUACUGGUUGAUCAACAGCAUCAAGGUCUACCAGCAGUCGUCCAGUUCCAAGCGUGAGGCAGCGCUGCAGACGCCAGUGAAGCCAGUUCCCUUUAUGGCAUAA